AAGGACUUUGGCUUUGUGUUCUGCUCUCACGUGAAAGUAGGUCGGAGAAGGUUUAAUUUGCAGGUCCAUUGCCAGGAUACUUGGGAAGUUUGACUGAGUUGUACGUCUCUUCUGAAGUAUCAAAAGACUUGAUUUAACUGACAACGUGAGAAGGGAAGGAAAAUGGAGGGUGACGAAAGACCAGAGAAACGAAGAAAGCUCGAUGAUAUCCACGACUUACCCGGACCCAUAAAAAGCCAAUUUCCUCAGGAGCCCGGUUCUCAAGUAAGCUUGGGAGAAGGUAAAAGCAAUUUACCUCGAGUCCUGGUCAACAAACUGACCAUCAGUCAUGACGUCGUCGGGAGACUACGGCGGCUCACGAAAUGUUGUGGGAAAAGGGUUACCGCUGAGAAAAUGGAAAGUCUUGUUGCGAAGGAUGGGUCAAACGCUAACGGAGAGGAAAUGACUAACGGGAAUCACAACAGAAGAGAUAGUGAAAGUUCACCUGAAGAGAUCGGAUGUAAUGAAUCUCCAGAUAGAGAUUGCAAGAAAGGUCUACCACCACAUCAAAAUGGUAUGAAACACACGGAAACCGCCGUCGUAGACAAGGGAGACAAAUUUGAGGAUGGUACUAACAAUGAAAAACAGGCCGCUUCUGAUUUCCUUAUAUUCAAACAGGUGUUGAAAGAAAUAAUCGAACAGCGUACCAAGGUCGUUGAAGAAAAAGUGGCAGCGAAUUCACUGAAACUUCAAAAUCGUAUACGGGAGCUGGAGAGGGAAAACAGAGAACUACAGUGGAAUGCAAGAAGAAUAUUUACCGCCUUUCGACAAUUAUUGAUAGAGAAUGAAAAAAGAAAAGAGCCAAGAACAUCGCGCGGAGUUCAAGUGGGCAGCAUCUGCGAAUCGGCCCCUGAACAAGAAGUCUUGGAAAGUACACUUCACACAACCACUGCCAGAGAGAUAAAUGGUCUGAGCACAAAUCUCACGUCGACCUCAGUGGCUCCUCUGACUUCUACUGCAUCAAACGUUGUGACACCAGCAGAAGAUCCACAGUCGUCUCUUCAAGCAGCGCCAAGAGUGUUGUUAAAUUCGCAACAACCGUUGACAGAGAAGCCGGCACCCACCGAUGUUGUGUACACUGUAAAACCCAGGCUUGCUCAACUUGCAGAACAGCAGAAUGGUAUCAACACUCACAACCGUUUCCAUGCUUCCCGUCCAUCAGCAAAUGAAUCAAGGGCGGUUUUUUUACAAGGAGAACCAGGACAAUCUUCAGAAUCAAUAGCCUCCAAAGCAUUCAGCCAGCCUCCUCUGGCUGUGCAACAUCAAGCAAAAUCUCUUUCGGAACUGAUUCGUGAAAAUCAGCUUAAGCUACGCCAGCAAACGCAACGUCUACAACGACAGCAGCAACUGGAACAGCGACGCACAUCGCAUCCGUUAGUGCAAUCAACACAACAACACCCAUCUGAAACUACAGCUUCCCUUUUACAACAAUUGCAACGCAAGCAACAACUUCAGCAACGGCAACAACACUAUCAAAAACUGGUGGAACGCCAACCCCAUACUACACAUCUACCAACAUCCAGUCAAAUAACUGAUCACGUCACACCCACUUUCUCGGUCUUUUCCACACAAAAGCAACUAGAUUCCACACCAGAACAACAACAAAAAUUGCAGUCCCAAUUAGUCAGACCUUUAGAUGAAUCGCAGGAAAUGCGACACUCGGCUAAUUCUCCUGUUGCCUUUCUACAGCGAAGAAAUAAUUCAGCGAUUUAUCAAAGAUCAUCACCAAGUCACAUGCAUUUUGUGGUCAACUCACAGACCAAGACAAUGUCAGUUCCCUCGCACUCGCCAGUCAUGUUCAAUACAAAACAGAUUGAUGAAGUCUUGAAACGCAAUGAAACAGCUUUGCCUCCAAAUGGGAAGAGUUCAGUCUACAAGGAAACCGCUCAACACGAAUCUCCAUCCCAGUAUACUUCUUCGAAACAGGCCAUUAUUAAUAUUCAAAGGUCAAACUUAGCGAACUCAAAGCCUCCUGUCCAGAAUCACAUCAAUAAACGUCACGUCCCCCACGAACGACUUGUAUCAUCAGCACAGCCUGCCGCAGUAGCUAUAAUGGAAAACUCGGUUGGGCGAGGGCAAACUAAUACAACUUCUCAGCGCCACGUAUCCACUGACAGAUUUCAUGCUCGACCAAAAUCAAUCGGUAUGCAAAAUCAAGUGCAGCAUCCAAGCUCUCAACUGCAGAAAAAUAUACAAUCACGACAGCCACCUCAAGUUGCAACCCAAAUGCAGAACACAACUGAAACUAGGGGUGAACAGGUUUCUUCUCCCCUUUCUUCGGCGGAAAUCACCAAACACAAACCAACUCAAUCGGAUACCGCAAGCAUGCAGCAGACUAUUUUAGUUCCAGCUCGCAAAAAACAUACCAGUAAAGAACUCCUUCCUUCUGGUUACAGAUUCUCGCUUCCAUCACCCGAAUAUCUUCUUCAGCGUCGGAAGUUAUAUGAACAACCGCAAAACCGUGCUCAACCGCUGACUUCCCAAGUUAGACAGGUAUCCAAGGCUCGUUCCCUUGAAAAUAACUCUUCGAAUGAGAGAAUUAUGGUCUCUUCGACGCAUUCUGGUGGACAUGCAAAUGCUGUAUAUACGAUGCAGUCUUCCAAAGUUCACACCACAGCCAUCCCAACUCGACCAUUCCAUCAAAGUGGGCACCGCGAUGGUGUACCAGGUCAGUUGCCUCCUCCGGACGCCCAUGCCCCUUUUAAUUAUCGACCAUCGGAGAAUCUGUUGUUGCAGAAGAAGCAACAUGAAAACCUUCCCCAGUCUCGUAGCCAGUUAUACAAACCACUUAAAGGACAAGAACAAGCUAACAAACCUAUAGCUACAGUAACAAACGAAGGUGAAAAUCUUCCAAGUAACGUGCCGUUUCUUCAUAGGCCUCCCAUUCAAUCCCCAGGAAUAUCCUCAAGUGAUCCGCGUAUUGAGAAGAAUCACUGUGAAGCUGAAAAAGCAAGUACAGUAAACACUUUAGCCCCAAAGAGUUCUCUAAACGAUCAAGGAGAUGCAUCGAAACCUCUUCCUAAGCCGUCAGCGUCGAUUGCUGCGAGGGAGAAAGGAAUUGUUCUUUCUUGGAAUAUGGAACAUGAAGACACUUCAGUCAGAGUAGAUAAUUACGAGCUGUUUGCAUGCCAAGAUGUCGACGAAGACAAAGGGCAACCAAUCAAGUGGAAAAAGAUAGGUAUUGUGAAAGCUCUUCCACUUCCAAUGGCUUGUACACUCACUCAGUUCUCUUCUGGCAGCAAGUAUUUCUUUUCUGUUCGAGCAGUAGAUGAAAAUGAACGAGCUGGUCCAUUUAGUGAUCCGUGUACUGUCUCACUGUUUAUCUUGAAUGAGAUAAGGAAAGAGAUGAGGUUACUUUUCCUUAUUUUUGUGAUAGCCUGGAUUUACCCACCGGUUUAUUCAGCUCCGCCGUUUGACGUUCGCAUUGGAAGAGAGCUCUCAUCAAGACCUCAUAAGAGACAGGUUGCAUAUCAAGGAUACCCAGGUUAUCCAGGGUACACGUCUACCACGUCACAGAAGACUUCAAACCAGAAAGUUGCGACACAACAGACGGGCUUCACAUCUUCACAAACCUUGAACUCAGCUGAUUGGAACGGAAGUCCCGGAGCAACAAUUGCCUCAACUUCGACAGCGCAGACAGGACAACAGCAACUAGCAACCCAAACCGGUGCUGAGGCUGUUUCAGUUCAGAACAUCUAUAACACUUCCUAUCCUUCUUUGUCAGCUGCUGAAAAUUCAUACCUUAACAAUAGCUCCUUUGCACAAGACGCGACACAAUCAUCAGGAAAUUCAUACAACAACACUUCAGCAGCUUCAGUUGCUACUAAUUCAACCCUUGGCGACAGUUACCCCGUAUACUAUGUGUCAAGCUAUCAAGAGCCGACUACACAGCAGUCGAUUUCACAGCCUUCAUCAAAUGCAACGACAAAUUCAUCUCCUUCCUUAUCUACACCAAUAACUGCAUCGUCAGCGCGUAUUAAGGAUGAUAGUUAUCCAGUAUACUACGUGACUAGUCCUAACGGCGAAAGGCAACAAACACCUGGAAACAGCGAUAACACCUCGAUCCCUGAGAAAUCAACAAAAACUGUUUUUCCAAAUAAUGGUACUGAUAAUUAUCCAAUCUACUAUGUGAGCAGCUAUAACAAUGCCACCACUCAGAAAACAACGGCUGGUGCAGUCAACAGAACUGAUGCUUCUGACAGUUAUCCUGUCUACAAUGUGGUCAGCCCUGAAGCAAGCAAGGACGGUGUGAGUGAACCAUCAAAUACCAAGGUUCCCAACUCACCCGUUACUUAUAAAAUAAUUAACAGUUCUGUCCCUUCUUCAAUGCCAUCCACUAAUGCCCAUUCUACAGCUGGUAACAGUAACUAUCCCACUGCUCCUAUAUCAGCACCGGUAUCACCACCAGCAAAUAGUGCCUAUAACUAUCCAUCUUAUCCUGCAGCUCCUGCUCCCUACGGUACAGGCAGCCCAUCAUCCUCGAAGCCCUACGGGUCCCCCGCAAGUGCUCCCUCUCCAGCAAUAUACCAAGGCUACGGAACAUCAUCAAACUCAGCGUAUCGAGGGCCAGCGCCAGCACCAGCACCAUAUCCUGCACCAAGCUAUUAUAGGUACCCAGCCAGUCGACCAUCUGCAUCACUAUCAGCAGUUCAGUCACAUGCACAGGGUUCAAACAGCUACAAUACUUCCACAGCUCAAUCCCCAGUCGCAGCAACAGCAACAGCCCCAGAAACUGCCCCAGCUCCAGCUCAGGCUCCAGCUCCAGCUCAAUCUUCAUUUCCAUCAGCCGUACAAACGCCUGCACAGUCUUCAACCAGCUCGUAUGCUUCCACAGCUAAAUCGCCAGCCCCAGCUCCAGCUCCAGCACCAGCUUCAGCUUUAGCCUCUUCUUCAUCUUCAUCAAAUGUGCAGACAUCUGCACAGGCUUCGACCAGCUCGUAUACUUUCACACCUCAGUCCUCAGCCCCUGCCUCGGCUCCAGCGCCCACUCAAGCUCUAACACCGGCCUCAGCACCGGCUCCACCUCCAGCUCCUGCUUACCUUCAGGCUCCCGCCCCAGCACUGACACCAGCUUCAGCUUCUGCUUCAAAUCCAGCUUCACCUGCAUCUUCUCCUCAAAUCUCAGGCGUGGCAUCUCCUCCUCCUCUUUCCUCAGAAGCUAAAUCCCCUUCUUUUUCGGUUGAAAAUCAGACGACUUCUCCUGUUCAAGUCUUCAACACUCCCACCUCCCAUUCUAACCUGAGCUCACAAGAAAUUCUUAAUUCGGAAUACGAAAACGCAUCAUAUGUCAUCGCCACUCCUCCUGAAAAAGAAACAAUCCUGUUUCUUCCUUCUCCUUCUUUUCCCCUGUCUUCACAAGCUACUGAAUCAGCAAGUUCUAAAAACGCAAAUAGUUCAUCUUCUCAACAAAAGAAUCAACCAUCUCUUCUAAAUGCCACUAUUUCUAAACCCCAAGCUCUGGCCAAUACAACAAAGAUCAUUGCCAUUCCUGCUUCUAAGCCAUUAGUCCCUUUAGUGGCUAUGAAUAAUACCAACACAAAACAAACCUCAAGUGCUUCGCUGCCAAUCAUUCCCAAAAACAUUAGUUUUCCUGUUUUCAGAAACAUGACAGACAUGUCUAACACAUCUUUCGGUGAAGCUACUUAUAGCCCUCUCCCAGCCCCAACGGACGGACCAAUAAUCGAGAUACCACUAGCUUCUGAGCAACAGGUUCAUUCCCCUUCAGUAGUCAUGACGAAACCGCCUCCGUCGUACCUACCAACAAAACCUCCCCCUGCGGCUCAUUCUGUGCCGGUGGUGACAAAACCCCCUGCUUCUUUUGGAGCCCAUACAACUGCUAAGCAUAAGGCGAAAGAGUGGGGCUUUGACGACAAGUAUCUAGCCUCUCAAAAUAAACGUGCUCGCCAUAGAAACGUAAUAUUUGACGGAAUUGCCGGAGACAGUCAAUCCUUCAGCAACUAUCAAGUUUUAAGUCAGCAAGAUGUAUUCUUCCCAAGAAAUGGAAGGAAACGAAGAAAUGUACCCAUCACUUAA
Messenger RNA from Stylophora pistillata, 6072 nucleotides. RefSeq lists its product as uncharacterized. NCBI's taxonomy places the organism in Eukaryota, Metazoa, Cnidaria, Anthozoa, Scleractinia, Pocilloporidae. Gene Ontology annotation, biological process: regulation of DNA-templated transcription. The record is from RefSeq and is a predicted model, not a curated record. Gene Ontology annotation, molecular function: protein binding; transcription coregulator activity. Gene Ontology annotation, cellular component: nucleus; transcription regulator complex.